AUGGAGGCCCAUUCCACGUUGGCUGUUGCCAUGAACAGAAUGGGGGCCAAGUCUAACUGUGGUGAAGGUGGUGAAGAUGCAGAGCGUUCCUUGGUUAACGAGAACGGUGAUACAAUGAGAUCUGCUAUCAAACAAGUUGCCUCUGCUAGAUUUGGUGUUACUUCUCAUUACUUGUCCGAUGCCGAUGAGAUUCAAAUCAAGAUGGCUCAAGGUGCUAAGCCAGGUGAAGGUGGUGAACUUCCAGGACACAAGGUGUCCAAGUCCAUUGCAAAGACUAGACAUUCCACUCCUGGUGUUGGUUUGAUCUCUCCACCACCACAUCACGAUAUUUACUCUAUCGAGGAUUUGAAGCAAUUGAUUUAUGACUUGAAGUGUGCCAACCCAAGAGCAGGUAUCUCUGUCAAGUUGGUCUCAGAGGUUGGUGUUGGUAUUGUUGCCUCUGGUGUCGCCAAAGCCAAGGCUGACCACAUUUUGAUUUCCGGUCACGAUGGUGGUACUGGUGCUUCCAGAUGGACUGGUAUCAAGUACGCUGGUCUUCCUUGGGAGUUGGGUCUUGCUGAGACCCACCAGACUCUUGUCUUGAACGACUUGAGAGGAAACGUUGUUGUGCAAACUGAUGGUCAAUUGAGAACCGGUUUCGAUAUCGCUGUUGCCGUCUUAUUGGGUGCUGAGUCUUUCACUUUGGCCACUAUCCCAUUGAUUGCCAUGGGUUGUAUCAUGAUGAGAAAGUGUCACUUGAACACUUGUCCUGUUGGUAUUGCUACCCAAGAUUCAGUAUUGAGAGAGAAGUUCAAAGGUGCUCCUGAACACGUUAUCAACUUUUUCUACUACUUGAUCCACGAUCUUAGAAAGAUCAUGGCCCGUCUUGGUUUCAGAACCAUUGAUGAGAUGGUUGGCCACUCUGAGAAGCUUAGAGCCAGACAGGAUCGCAAUACCAAAACUUGCAACAUUGACCUUUCUCCAAUAUUGACACCAGCUCAUUCUAUCAGAGAAGGUGUUCCAACAAGAUUUGUGAAGAAACAAGAUCACAAGUUGCACGUUCGUUUGGAUAACAAGCUUAUCGAUGAAGCCGAAGUCACAUUGGAUAAAGGUCUUCCAGUUAGUAUUGAUGCCAACAUUAUCAACACUGACCGUGCCCUUGGUGCUUCAUUGUCUUACCGUAUCUCUAAAAAGUUUGGUGAGGAUGGUCUUCCACAAGAUACUGUUGUCGUCAACAUUAAGGGUUCUGCUGGUCAAUCGUUUGGUGCGUUCUUGACCUCUGGUGUCACCUUCUACUUGGAAGGUGAUGCCAAUGAUUAUGUUGGUAAGGGUCUCUCCGGUGGUAGAUUGAUUAUUAGACCACCACGUGGAGCAUCUUACAAGUCUUAUGAAAACGUCAUUGUUGGUAACACUUGUUUCUAUGGUGCAACCUCUGGUUAUGCUUUCAUUAGCGGUGCUGCUGGUGAACGUUUUGCCGUUCGUAACUCUGGUGCCAACAUCGUUGUUGAGAAGAUCAAGGGUAACAAUGCCUUUGAGUACAUGACUGGUGGUCGUGUUGUUGUCUUGUCUCAUAUGGAGUCUACCAACGCUUUUGCAGGUGCUUCUGGUGGUAUUGCCUAUGUGUUGGUCUCUGACUUCAAAGAGUUCAGCUCAAGAGUCAACCACGAAACUGUUGGAUUAUCUGGAUUAACGGAUCCUGUGGAGAUUGCAUUCGUCAAGGGUUUGAUCGAAGAGCACUCUCAUUACACUGGCUCCGAGCUUGCUGAUCGUAUCUUGAAGAACUUUAACCAUUAUCUCUCCUCUUUCGUCAAAGUUUUGCCAACUGAUUAUAAGAAGGUCUUGGAGGAGGAGAAGAAGAAGGUUGAAGAGUUGAAGAAGCUGGAGUCUGAGACAUUCUUGAAGUCAUUCCAAAGAUUGGACCCAGAUGCUGAUGUUACCAAUGGAGACAUCAAAAAGACCCAUGCAACUUCGAUCAAGUCAACUUUGAGGGAGCCAAAGAUCUUGGAUUUGGAAGACUCCAUCACUGACAAAGCCUUUGAAGAGAAGAAGGUUGAGAAGCUUGAUAAGCUCCGUGGUUUCAUCACGUACAAGCAGCGUCAUGAGACCUACAGAUCCACCAAAUCGCGUACAAGAGAUUGGAAGGAGCUAUCCAAGGCCAUCUCCAAGAAGGAUGCCAAGUUCCAAACUGCUCGUUGUAUGGACUGUGGUGUUCCAUUCUGUCAGUCUGACACUGGUUGUCCAAUUUCCAACGUUAUUCCAAAGUUCAACGACCUUGUUUUCAAUGACCAAUGGAGAGCUGCAUUGGAGAAACUCUCUGAGACCAACAACUUCCCAGAAUUUACUGGCCGUGUCUGUCCUGCACCAUGUCAAGGUGCAUGUGUUUUGGGUAUCAUUGAAGAGCCUGUUGGUAUCAAGUCGAUUGAACGUUUGAUCAUCGAUCAUGCCUUCGAGCAAGGCUGGGUUGUGCCAAAGCCACCAAGUGUUCGUAGUGGUAAGAGAGUCGCCAUUGUUGGUUCUGGACCAGCUGGUCUUGCUGCCGCAGACCAACUGAACAAGGCAGGCCAUUCUGUCACCGUUUAUGAACGUUCCGAUAGACCAGGUGGUUUGCUGAUGUACGGUAUUCCAAAUAUGAAGUUGGACAAAUCUGUCGUGAAGCGUCGUACCGACUUGUUGGAGGCUGAAGGUGUUCAAUUUGUCUGCAACACCGAGAUUGACGAUGUCAACGAUUUGAAGACAGAUUUCGACGCUGUUAUUUUGGCCAUUGGUUCUACCAUUCCAAGAGAUUUGAAGAUCCCAGGCCGUGACUUGAAGAACAUUGACUUUGCCAUGACUCUGUUGACGAAUAACACGCAGGCUUUGCUCGAUGACUACUUGCCAGAGAUUCGUUCCAAGCUGGAAGGCAAGAAGGUGAUUGUCAUUGGUGGUGGUGAUACUGGUAACGAUUGUAUCGGUACUGCUGUUAGACACGGUGCUGCAUCUGUUGUGAACUUUGAGUUGUUACCACAACCACCUCAAGAACGUUCCAGAGACAACCCAUGGCCUCAAUGGCCACGUAUCUUCCGUGUGGACUACGGUCAUUCCGAGGUUAAGGACCACUACGGUAAGGACCCACGUGAAUACUGUAUCCUUUCUAAGGAAUUCAUCGGCGAUGACGAAGGUCAUGUCAAGGCCAUCAAGACCGUUAGAGUCGAGUGGAAGAAGUCGGAGUCUGGUGUUUGGCAAAUGAACGAGAUACCAAACUCUGAGGAGAUCUUCGAAGCUGAUAUCGUUUUGUUGUCCAUGGGAUUUGUUGGACCAGAAGUUGCCAAAAUGGAGGUCCAGAAGACACCAAGGGGCACCAUUCCAACCAAGAGCCAUGCCAGCUACCAGGUUGAGGAGAACUUGUUCACUGCAGGUGAUUGUAGAAGAGGACAAUCGUUGAUUGUCUGGGGUAUCCAGGAAGGUAGACAAUGUGCUAGGGAGGUUGAUAUGUUCUUGGAGGGAAACACCAAGCUGCCAGGCAACGGUGGUAUUGUCAAGAGAGAUUUCAAGCUGUUGGAGGAGCUGGCCAGUGGGGUUGAGGCAUGAUUGCUGGCAUCACUUUUGAUAUUUAUUAUGUAUUUUGUGUAUAUUUAUUGCAAUGAGAUUCACUAAGCUGUCUGACAUGGCUG
This is a messenger RNA of Williopsis jadinii, 3629 nucleotides long. RefSeq names its product glutamate synthase (NADH) (gene GLT1). Gene Ontology annotation, molecular function: glutamate synthase activity; oxidoreductase activity, acting on the CH-NH2 group of donors, NAD or NADP as acceptor; iron-sulfur cluster binding. The record is from RefSeq and is a predicted model, not a curated record. The coding region runs from base 1 to 3546 and encodes 1181 amino acids. The transcript has a single exon. NCBI's taxonomy places the organism in Eukaryota, Fungi, Ascomycota, Saccharomycetes, Phaffomycetales, Wickerhamomycetaceae.